CGAGCAACCACACAUGCAUGUUCAAUGACAGAAUUCCAUUCCUUCUGUCGACAUAUAUCGCAAUCCUCUUCCCAUGGCAUCGGCACUCGACUCUCGCUAUCGAUAUGAAGAGCACAACAACGAAAACAACGACGACAUCGCCCUUGUCGAGUCGACCGAACCGCUGACCGAGCCAGCCGACGCAGAUUGCCCCCCCAAGGUCACAAAGAAGACUGUGCAGGACCGACUGGCCGCCGCGUUGCGCGAAAUCGACGACCAGAGGCGUUUGCUGGAAGCAGCAGCUUCGAAUGGGUCGCUCCUAGCGGAAAAGUACUUUGCCUUGGAGGUGGAACAUGACGUCCUCAGCGCCAAGUACUCUGACGCCCGCCAACACAUUGAAGAACUCGAAUCCCAGCAAAAGUUCAACCAGCACCGCGCCACGUCGGUGCAAAAAUGCAUCGAUUUGGAGCAACAGCUCAAUACUCAUCUGCGGGAACAAGAAGCGCAGGACGAGACCCGGGAACGCCAGGACGCUGAGAUUCAGCACUGGCGCGCCAAGGCCGCCUCCGCCGCAAAAGAGAACGCGCUUCUGCGGGACUUGGUGGCCACGCUGGAGGCAGACAAGGCCGACGCGGUUCAGAGCUGCCAGCACAUUGCACAAGCCAACCGAAAAGUGCAAAGUGAACGAAGUGAACUGGCGACUCAGGUCAAGGAGCUAGAAGGCCGAUUGAACGACCAGGCCGACCGAGAGCAGCGGUUGGUGCUGUCCCACGACAUCAAGCUGCAGAAGAUUCAACGCCUCGAAGCCACAGUCGAAGCGUUAGAAGAAGCCGUGCGAACUGCCACGGACAAACUCGUCAAGAGCGAGAAGGCCGCCAAGCUGCACGAAGACUCGGCCAAGGAACUCCGCGGCGUCGUCAACGGGUUGAAGCGGUCUUUGAGUUCGCUGCAGCAAGACUACCAACUGGUCGUGGACACCCACGCCAUUGAAACACAAUACGUCGAGAACCACGACACUCCAAACGAGUUGUCAGGAUGGGACCACUUUCUGCUCGCGCUGGCGUCGAUCAAGGAGUGUCUCGUCGACAUGACCCACAACUUGACCAGUAGCUUCCGACCCCUGCGUUAA
Molecule: messenger RNA, 1108 nt
Organism: Aphanomyces astaci
Lineage: Eukaryota; Oomycota; Saprolegniomycetes; Saprolegniales; Verrucalvaceae
Exons: 1
Coding region: 74-1108 (344 amino acids)
Source: RefSeq, a predicted model, not a curated record